This is a messenger RNA of Coregonus sp. 'balchen', 22107 nucleotides long. The record is from the annotation of a GenBank genome assembly. NCBI's taxonomy places the organism in Eukaryota, Metazoa, Chordata, Actinopteri, Salmoniformes, Salmonidae.
AUGGCGGCUCCCAUGUCGUGGAGGAAGCUGGUGUACUGUGUGUACACACCGGCCCUGGCCGGGGUUUUCACCCGAAUAUCAGACCGAUUCUUCCGUACACGGGAUCGAAGGCGAGGGUAAGAUACGACUGUUGUGGAACUUAAGUGGAGAAGAAAAAGAGAGACAACAUUGUUUUUCUUCGUCAGACAUAAUGACAGCGUUCACAUGCCAACCUCUAGCUGGGUAUUUCAACUCCACGAUGAGGGAAAACUCGGUUAGCCAACCUCUUCUCGUGGCAGUGAUGUGUGCGUGCAGCCAGUCUUUACGUACACAAUGUUUCCGUGUUCUUUCAUAAUGUAGGAAAAGGCUAUGUUGUCAUUUUGAUAGCGUGCGUCAGAUAUUAUAGCAACACGUUUUCUGUUGUAAUCUGAUUGUUGCUUACGAAUAGUUUCAUAAUGUCAUUUGAUAACAUUAUGGUCAUGGCGAAGGUUACAUAAUAAACAUCAGCGUGCAAGUUAAGUUCAGCCAGCACAUGUAAGCGAUGUAAAACAAACAUCCCCCCUUCCAUUUUCUUCCGGUUGCUUAGGCCUACUUUUAUCUGUGAAUUUCAAUUGUCCCCCCCAUGUGUUGUCAAGUCUCUGUGUAGAGCAGUGCUUCUCAAUUAUUUUCUGUUACGCCCCCCCCUAGGAAGAAGUAAACAUUUCGCGCCCCCCAACUCUCCGCCACGACUGUAAAUAGUAUAAUUUGUCUAUAAAAUUGUUAUAUGUACACCUCUGCAUAACAUUGUAUCCUUAUUAACAUUAAAGAAAAUAAAAAAGAAAGAAAUAUAGAUCAACUUACAACAAAGAAUAACUUUAUUAACAUUGUAACAGAAAAUACUUAAAGUGCAUCAAUUUGCCUGAAAAAAAAAAAAUGCAACCCUUAUUUAAACUGUAAACAUUUUUUGACCAUUUGAUACUGAAAAAUAAAAUAAAAUAUAAUCAAUAAAUAACAAUACAUUCAAAUUGAUCAGCAACAUUAACUCAGGAGCACAAUAUAUGAAACACUUUGACCUAUAAAACAAAAAUGAAUAAAACAAUUUGAGCUGAUUAUUUUUUUUAUUUUUAUAAAAAUGAGGAAGUCAGGAUUAAUGGCUACAAUGAGCACGUUUUGCAGUGCACAGCUUUUCGAAGCAGGGUUUGAAGCGUGAUACUGCAACUCUCAGCUCCUGCUCAAUGUUUAGCUGGGACCUGUACUUGGUCUUCAGUGCAGCAACAGCAGAGAAGCCAGUCUCACAAAGAGAGGCAGUAUCCACUCUUAGCCCUCUGCCCUAAGAGUGGAUACUGCCUCUCUACACUCAGCCAGAAUUCACUCAAUGUCUGUGAUGUGAACCUCAGUCUCAAUGUGGAGUCAGACGUGAUAUCAAUGAACUGGUCCUCCUCUGCAGAGCUGAAACCAGUUGGAGCUGGUGCAUUGAAAUGAUCUCUCACCCAGUCAUAUUGGGAACUGUUUUCAGGGAAGUACUUUUUAAAGAAUCCCAUCAGUGAUGAAAUAUGCUCCUUAAUAUAUGGAAUCACUGAGGUGGCAUCAUAGUCAGUAGUGUCAACAAAUUCAUGCAGGUUCUCGAAUGAAUCAGUAUUUCCUUCAUCAAGUCGCCUGCCCCACAUUGCAAGCUUUCGAGUGAAAGAGCUGAUCUUGUCUGUGACCUGAGGGAGGUGUUUAUCUUUCCCUUGAAGCUGUAGAUUUAGUUCAUUUAGCUUUCCAAAUAUGUCACUCAGGUAGGCCAGCUUUGCCAGGAAGUUCUCAUCACUACAUUUUUCUGCGAGGUCAUACUUGUGCUCCUGCUCCGAAAACAUUCUUAUCUGCUCUCUGAGCUCAAAAACUCGGGACAAGACGUUUCCUCAUGACAGCCACCUUGCUUCACUGUGAAACAGCACAGCUUGAUGUUCAGCUCCCAUCUCCUCACAGAUAGCAGAGAAGACUCUUGUUUUUAGUGGUCUGGUCUUUAUGAAAUUGACUACACCUACAAUGUCAGUCAUAACCUCACUUAAUUCAGAGGAAAGGUGCCUUGAUGCCAGUGCUUCUCUGUGUAUAACACAGUGUGUCCACUCAGCAUUAGGUGAGGCCUUCUUGAUGAGUGCCCGAAGUCCUUUUCUCAUCCCUGCCAUGGUCUGUGCACCAUCACUGCAAACACCAAUGCAGUUCUCCCACUUUAGCCCAUUCUCAGUCAGGAAGUAGUCCAGCAUUUUGAAUAGCUCUUCAGCUGUGGCUCUGUCUCUGACAUAUUUACAAAAAAGUAGAUCCUCACACAGGGAGUUUGUCAUGUCAAAACGUACAUAAACGAUAAACAGUCUUUGUUGCUGUCAGUUGCUUCAUCGAACUGUAAGGCAAAAAGUUUGUCUUUGAGUUUACCAGCUGUUCUUUAAGAUCGUUAUCAAUGUCAUCUAUACGUCUGGCGACAGUGUCAUUGGACAGAGGGAUAGUUUUUAUUUUUGCAGCACUUGCGUCAUCCAGCAUGACAGAGACCAUGUCUAAUACUGCAGGCAGUAUCAACUCCUCUGCUAUGGAGUGGGGUUUUCUGCACUGAGCAAUUUGGUACGCCACCUUAUAUGACGCUGUUUACUGAAGUAGCAUUCACAAAGCGGGACGAUUGUUGGCAAUAUUCGGCACGUUUUCGCUGAAAAAACUCAAGAGGCUUAGCAGCGUGAUUGGGGUGUAAUGUCUUUAAGUGACGCCUUAAUUUAUUUGGCUUCAUGCUGUCCGCUGCCAACAUUUUUAGACACAGUAAACAUACCGGUCUUUCCUCGUCUCCCACCGUAGUCACAGUGAAGCCAAGCGCUACAUACGCUUCGUCAUAUUUCCUCGUCUUAGUUUUCGGGAGACUUUGUCUCAUUAUCUCCGUCUUUCUUUUCAUCCCUGUUAGAUAUGUUUCCAUGGUGUCUCUUAAGGGUUUGUUAUCUGCACUUCAUAUCUCCUGCUCUGUGCUGUGUGCUCUUGUUCGGUGCAAAAAAAAACUACUCCCUGCGGCAAAAAAAAGCAUGUUCCCCGGGGUCACACGCGCCCCCCCUGGCAUCGCUCCGAGCCCCCCCAGGGGGGCGCGCCCCACUAUUUGAGAAGGACUGGUGUAGAGUAACAGUAACUCAGACAUUUUCAGAAUGAGGAAAUCUCUCCCUGGUCUUUUUGUGGUUUCCUGAAAACCUGAAGUUGCAACAACUGCCAGAUGUCUGUCUGUCUGUCAGACAGUCUGUCCACACCUGCAUAGAGUCACAUGCCUCAGUUUCACAUCUUUAGUAUCUACCAUAGAGCGACACACACACACUGAGCUCGGCGACUGACUCUGGCCUAGGCUUAGCUGUGAGUGCCAAGGUCAGUUCGGCGACUGACUCUGGCCUAGGCUUAGCUGUGAGUGCCAAGGUCAGUUCGGCGACUGACUCUGGCCUAGGCUUAGCUGUGAGUGCCAAGGUCAGUUCGGCGACUGACUCUGGCCUAGGCUUAGCUGUGAGUGCCAAGGUCAGUUCGGCGACUGACUCUGGCCUAGGCUUAGCUGUGAGUGCCAAGGUCAGUUCUGGAGGUAGCUUUGGGAAAACAAUGUAGUCUGUGUUUUGGUUGGACUCCAUGAGUUGUGUACCGUUCUGGUGGUCCAACCAAUACAGACUACCGACUACUAGUCUGGAGGUUGUCAUCCAGAAGGGAGAGAUCAACCCCGGACAGUCCAGGCUACUCCUCAUCCAGACUAGAGCUGGGUCUCAAAUGGCCCCAGUAGUACUCUAUAAAGGGAAUAUGGGGCCAUUUGGGACACAACUUUAAGCUUUAUCUUCAUUCCCAUGAGCUGAGGAGGCUAUCAUCACCUAGAGUAGCUAGGUGAUGGGACUAAUGGCCGUAGAGACGGAACAGUUUUAUCUCAAACAUUAUCUGUAGAUGUCGCUAACUAGCCAGAUAGAUACACUACAUGACCAAAGGUAUGUGGACACCUGCUCGUCGAACAUCUCAUUCCAAAAUCAUGGGCAUUAAUAUGGAGUUGGUCCACCCUUUGCUGCUAUAACAACCUCCACUCUUCUGGGAAGGCUUUCCAGUAGAUGUUGAAACAUUGCUGCGGGGACAUUCUUCCAUUCAGCCACAAGCAAGAGUGAGGUCUGGCACUGAUGUUGGGCGAUUAGGCCUGGCUCGCAGUCGGCGUUCCAAUUAAUCCCAAAGGUGUUCGAUGGGGUUGAGGUCAGGGCUCUGUGCAGGCCAGUCAAGUUCUUCCAUACCAAUCUCGACAAACCAUUUCUGUAUAGACCUUGUUUUGUGCACGGGGGCAUUGUCAUGCUGAAACAGGAAAGGGCCUUCCCCAAACUGUUGCCGCAGAGUUGGAAGCACAGAAUCAUCUAGAAUGUCAUUGUAUGCUGUAGCAUUAAGAUUUCCCUUCACUGGAACUAAGGGGCCUAGCCCAAACCAUGAAUAACAGCCCCAGAUCAUUAUUCCUGCUCCACCAAACUUUACAGUUGGCACUAUGCAUUGGGGCAGGUAGCGUUCUCCUGGCACCGCCAAACCAAGAUUUGUCCGUCGGACUGCCAGAUGGUGAAGCGUGAUUUGUCACUCCAGAGAACGUGUUUCCACUGCUCCAGAGUCCAAUGGCGGCAAGCUUUACACCACUCCAGCCGACGCUUGUUAUUGCACAUUGUGAUCUUAGACUUAUGUGCGGCUGCUCGGCCAUGGAAACCCAUUUCAUGAAGCUCCUGACGAACAGUUAUUGUGCUGACGUUGCUUCCAGAGGCAGUUUGGAACACUGUAAUGAGUGUUGCAACUGAGGACAGACAAUUGUUUCCACUUCACAAUAACAGCACGUACAGUUGACUGGGGCAGCUCUAGCAGGGCAGAAGUUUGACGAAAUGACUUGUUGGAAAGGUGGCAUUCUAUGAUGGUGCCACGUUGAAAGUCACUGAGCACUUCAGUAAGGCCAUUCUACUGCCAAUGUUUGUCUAUGGAGAUUGCGUGGCUGUGUGCUCGAUUUUAUACACCUGUCAGCAACGGGUGUGGCUGAAACAGCCCGAAUCUGCUAAUUUGAAGGGGUGUCCACAUACUUUUGUAUAUAUAGUGUAUGUCUUCCCUUCAAUUUUCUUCCGGUUGCUUUAGGCCUACUUUUAUCUGUGAAUUUCCAUUUUCCUCCCCUUGUGUUGUCUCUGUGUUGAGUAACAGUAACUCAGAAAUUCUCAGAAUGAGGACAUCUUUUUGUGGUUUCCUGAAAACCUGAAGUUGCAACAACUGCCAGAUGUCUGUCUGUCCACACCUGCAUAUAGUCACGUGCCUCAGUUUCACAUCAUCUUUAGUAGCUACCGUAGAGCGACUAUGAGCUUACAACUUCGAGCUUUAUCUUCAUCCGAAUGUCCUGAGGAGGCUAUCAUCAUCACCUAGACUAGCUAGGCUACAUGAUCGGACUCAUGGCAGUAGAGACAGAACACAGUUUUAUCUCAAUGGUCAUGGCACCUAGAGAGGUUUGGCUACACAGUGUCAGUUCUCCAUUUACUUACCUGAGAGACAGAGGAAGGGGAAAGGGUACAUAGGGAGACGCUUGUCUGUAUUCAGGGUAAUAUUCAUUAUGGCACACCGUACCAAAAUGUUUUGAAGUUGAAAAUGAGCCUUUUUUAUUGGACAAGUUCAGGUAGUCCCUCCCUGUUUGUCUGCUUUCUUCCGUUUGGUGCCUGAUAAAUACGAUGACCCAGAUGGGAAAUGAAAGACAAUGGCCUCCUGACGGUGAGGUAAAGGAGAGUGGGAAGAGAGGAGGAUUGUGUUGCCGUAGACUUGGUUGUAAUAAGAAACUGUGUGUAAAUGGAAGGCACAUUAUCUAAAUUCACCCUCGGGGACUCAUACACAAGGCAGCCACAUGUUCUCACAAAUGAAAUAGCUUGCCUUUACUAAGCUGUCACCGGUACAUAUUGGCUAUGUGUCCCAAUACCUAGACUUGUGUUCUAAGUAGUAGGCAUUUUUGGUACACUACCGGUCAAAUGUUUUAGAACACCUACUCCUUCAAGGGUUUUUCUUUAUUUUGACUAUUUUCUACAUUGUAGAAUAAUAGUGAAGACAUCAAAACUAUGAAAUAACAGAUAUGGAAUCAUGUACUAACCAAAAAAAGGGUUAAACAAAUCAAAAUAUAUUUUAUAUGAGAUUCUUCAAAUAGCCACCCUUUGCCUUGAUGACAGCUUUGCACACUCUUGGCAUUCUCUCAACCAGCUUCAUGAGGUAGUCACCUGGAAUGCAUUUCAGUUAACAGGUGUGCCUUCUUAAAAGUUAAUUUGUGGAAUUUCUUUCCUUAAAGCGUUUGAGCCAAUCUGUUGUGUUGUGACCACAAAUUACUUGUUUGCUAAGUUCGCCAUAUUGUACAUUGCUCUCCGUUACUCUUUUGUAUCGGCAUUAGCACAGUAUACAUGAUCCCAAUUCUAGCUCCAAGACGGCGGCAAUUUGAAAAAACAAAAAUGUAGAUUGUGCUGAUUUACUGGCACAUUGAACCAUGUUGCGCGCUGUAGUUUAAGAACCCUGUGGAUAGCGCUAAAAACAAUGACGUCAUAUCGGAAUUCCUCCAGCAAGCAUUUCACCUGUUGUAUUCGACGCAAAUACAAUUUCAUCUGAUUAGAUGACGCAUUCUCAGGAUGGAUUAUAUUUGUUGUUUACUGCAUUCGUUUUUACUAAACAGCAUGUUCUAAAUAAUAUGUAGUACGAUUAGUACACAGUAUGUUGUUUUAGUAAGUAGUAGACAGAUUUCAGACACGGACAGAAUCUCAGCUCUCUAAGAUAUAACAUUUUACAUUUACAUUUACAUUUUAGUCAUUUAGCAGACGCUCUUAUCCAGAGCGACUUACAGUUAGUGAGUGCAUACAUUUUUUUCUCAUACAUGUCCCCCCAUGGGAAUCGUUUGCCGUUGCAAACGCCAUGCUCUACCAACUGAGCUACAUCCCUGCCGGCCAUUCCCUCCCCUACCCUGGACGACGCUGGGCCAAUUGUGCGCCGCCCCAUGGGUCUCCCGGUCGCGGCCGGCUACAACAGAGCCUGGAUUCGAACCAGGAUCUCUAGUGGCACAGCUAGCACUGCGAUGCAGUGCCUUAGACCACUGCGCCACUCGGGAUAACCUUAUGAUAUUCUCACAGUUCAAUGAAAAGUGCGUCUAGUGUAUUAUUUUAAAAGACCCUGUAAUUCCAGUGUACUGACACCCAUCCAACCUUUGCCCGGCAGGAAAACAGGUGUCUAGUGUGCCGCUAGGCUGUUGGCCCACCAUAAUAAAGAUGUUCUACUCUAUAAGGAAAUCCCUGUAGGCUUAUACACUACGUCAUUGGUUCAAAGCAGCAGUGGAGCCACAGCGCUCUCUCUGUGAAUCUGCUGUCUGAUGUUUAUGUUGAAUGUAUUGUCUCCCGUGGUUUUGUGGGUGGAGCCCACAUGGUAAUUCCCUGCCAUUGUUCCUGACUCUCAACUCUCUGUGUGCAUCCCAAAUUACACCCUAUUCCCUAAAUAGUUUAAAGUUGUAUUAGUCGUAUGUACAGGAUACACAUGGUAUACACCGUCCAACGAAAUGCGUACUUGCAGGUACCUUCUUGACAAUGCAACAACAAUAAUAAAUAAUAAAAGAUCAGAAUACGAACAGUAAAUGGCUCAGUAGAAUAGAAUAAAGAUUUGAGCAUAAGUAUAAUACAGGAAGGCAAAAUGUAUCGCCCAAUAUUUAGACGUUUUGGGGAAGGGGGGGAUUGGGGGGCAAGUGUUUAAAUUGUGCAGUAUAUACAGUGAGGGGAAAAAGUAUUUGAUCCCCUGCUGAUUUUGUACGUUUGCCCACUGACAAAGAAAUGAUCAGUCUAUAAUUUUAAUGGUAGGUUUAUUUGAACAGUGAGAGACAGAAUAACAACAAAAAAAUCCAGAAAAACGCAUGUCAGAAAUGUUAUAAAAUGAUUUGCAUUUUAAUGAGGGAAAUAAGUAUUUGACCCCCUCUCAAUCAGAAAGAUUUCUGGCUCCCAGAUGUCUUUUAUACAGGUAACGAGCUGAGAUUAGGAGCACACUCUUAAAGGAAGUACUCCUAAUCUCAGUUUGUUACCUGUAUAAAAGACACCUGUCCACAGAAGCAAUCAAUCAAUCAGAUUCCAAACUCUCCACCAUGGCCAAGACCAAAGAGCUCUCCAAGGAUGUCAGGGACAAGAUUGUAGACCUACACAAGGCUGGAAUGGGCUACAAGACCAUCGCCAAGCAGCUUGGUGAGAAGGUGACAACAGUUGGCGCGAUUAUUCGCAAAUGGAAGAAACACAAGGACUGAAAUACUGCAGCGCCCUAUAGGUCCCCCUGCUCAAGAAAGCACAUAUACAGGGCCGUCUGAAGUUUACCAAUGAACAUCUGAAUGAUUCAGAGGAGAACUGGGUGAAAGUGUUGUGGUCAGAUGAGACCAAAAUCGAGCUCUUUGGCAUCAACUCAACUCACUGUGUUUGGAGGAGGAGGAAUGCUGCCUAUGACCCCAAGAUCACCAUCCCCACCGUCAAACAUGGAGGUGGAAACAUUAUGCUUUGGGGGUGUUUUUCUGUUAAGGGGACAGGACAACUGCACCGCAUCAAAGGGACGAUGGACAGGGCCAUGUACCGUCAAAUCUUGGGUGAGAACCUCCUUCCCUAAGCCAGGGCAUUGAAAAUGGGUCGUGGAUGGGUAUUCAAGCAUAACAAUGACCCAAAACACACGACCAAGGCAACAAAGGAGUGGCUCAAGAAGAAGCACAUUAAGGUCCUGGAGGGGCCUAGCCAGUCUCCAGACCUUAAUCCCAUAGAAAAUCUGUGGAGGGAGCUGAAGGUUUGAGUUGCCAAACGUCAGCCUCGAAACCUUAAUGACUUGGAGAAGAUCUGCAAAGAGGAGUGGAACAAAAUCCCUCCUGAGAUGUGUGCAAACCUGGUGGCCAACUACAAGAAAUGUCUGACCUCUGUGAUUGCCAGCAAGGGUUUUGCCACCAAGUACUAAGUCAUGUUUUGCAGAGGGGUCAAAUACUUAUUUCCCUCAUUAAAAUGCAAACCAUUUUAUAACAUUUCUGACAUGCGUUUUUCUGGAUUUUUUUGUAGUUAUUCUGUCUCUCACUGUUCAAAUAAACCUACCAUUAAAAUUAUAGACUGAUCAUGUCUUUGUCAGUGGGCAAACGUACAAAAUCAGCAGGGGAUCAAAUACUUAUUUCCCUCACUGUAGCAAAAAUAAUAAGAGUCUGGUAGCAGUAGUUGUGAUUUGUGUAGCGUGUGUGUGUGGAUGAGUGUAUAUCUGAGUGAGUGCAUGUGUGCUAAGGUGUGGAGAGUCAGUGCAGGAUUUGGCAGCACAUCCAACCGGCCUCACAAUCGCAGAGCACUUGUAACCACGCCAGCCUAGGACCUCAAUUUCCGGCUUCUUCCCCUGCGGGAUCGUCUGAGACCAGCCACCCGGACAGCUGAUGAAACUGUGGGUUUGCACAACCAAAGAAUUCCUGUACAAACUGUUAGAAACCGUCUCAGGGAAGCUCAUCUGCUUGGUCUUGAGCUGACUGCAGCUCACCUUCUGUGGCCACUGGCACGCUGGAGAAGUGUGCUCUUCACGGAUGAAUCCCAUUUUCAACUGGCAGACAACGUGUAUGGCUCGAGCAGUUUGAUGUCACCGUUGUGAACAGAGUGCUCCAUGGUGGGGUUAUGGUAUGGGCAGGCAUAAGCUACGGACAACGAACACAAUUGCAUUUUAUCAAUGGCCAUUUGAAUGCACAGAGAUGCCGUGACGAGAUCCUGAGGCCCAUUGUCGUGCCAUUCAUCCGUCGACAUGUUUCUGCAUGAUAAUGCACGGCCCCAUGUCGCAAGGAUCUGUACACAGUUCCCGGAAGCUGAAAAUGUCCCAGUUCUUCCAUGGUCUGCAUACUCACCAGACAUGUCACCCGUUGAGCAGGUUUGGGAUGCUCUGGAUCUACAUGUACGACAGAGUGUUCCAGUUUCCGCCAAUAUCCAGAAACUUUGCACAGCAAUUGAACAGGAGUGGGACAACAUUCCACAAUCAACAGCCUGAUCAACUCUAUGUGAAGGAGAUGUGUCACGCUGCAUGAGGCAAAUGGUGGUCACACCAGAUACUGACUGGUUUUCUGAUCCACGCCCCAAUUUUUUUUUUUAAGGUAUCUGUUACCAACAGAUUAUUCCCAGUCAUGUGAAAUCCAUAGAUUAGGGCAUAAUGCAUUUAUUUCAAUUGACUGAUUUCCUUAUGUGAACUGUAACUAACAGAAAUUGUUGCAAGUUGCGUAAUGUUUUUUGUUUAGUGUAGGUUGUUUAUCUAUAGGAGACAAUCCCCACUCUGUUUCUAUGAAAGUAAUUCCUGUCCAUUCUCCCUUUCUCUUCCUCUCCACCCCCCCCCCCCCCCCCCCCCCCCAAGGUCGUCUGUGUUGCUCCUAGCCCCUCUCCUAGCGGAGGCAGAUCCCUCUCCCCUUCCUCUUUUCAGAUCCCCCGGGUCGACUGGAGCUCAGGGCGCUGAUGGCCUCCAUGCUCGCUUCCUUUGGAUGGCAGAACAUGUGCCCGCCUUCAGGGUGCCUGGCACACACAUCCACAUCCUCACCUCCCCUGACCAGUUUUACCAGGCGAUGAAGGUAAGAUGUGUGUGAGAGAGGUUGUGGAGCUUUCUCUAAAUCAUGUGAUGUACUAAAGAUGGUGUACUAAACAUUCCCCAAUAACAAAAAAUGAUGAAAGUAAAUAAUACAUAUUUUUUUUGGGGGGGGGAGUUAAAGCCCCUGAAGAAGUCCCCUUGUUUGUUUCCUGUAAUACCUGAUUAAACUGUAAUUUCUUGUGUUCUGUGUUCAGGCUCGAAUAAAGACGGCUAAAAGGCGAGUGGUGAUGGCCUCGCUGUAUCUGGGUACAGGACCCCUGGAACAGGACCUGGUGGACUGUAUGCAGGAAGCUCUGGAGCGUUCACAGGAGGGUGACAACUCCGACCUGCAGGUCUCCAUUCUAUUAGACUACACACGCGGCUCAAGAGGUAGGAGGGGUUGUUUGUAUGUGAGAGAGGGAAAAUGCCAUGUAAUUCUUACCAAUCUACGUGUGUCUGUGACCUGUGUGUCUAGGUGAGACUAACUCUAGGACCAUGUUGCUGCCGUUGCUGCAGCAGUACAGCAGUCGGAUGCGUGUGUCUCUGUACCAUUCCCCUGACCUGAGAGGGCUGCUCCGGCUCCUGGUCCCACAGCGCUUCAACGAGACCAUUGGAUUACAGCACAUCAAAGCCUACCUGUUUGACGAUGACCUCAUCAUCAGCGGGUACACGAACACGAACUCGCUCACACACACACCAUUGUUGUAGUUGUUGGUGUUUUUCUCAUACAGUAGCUGUUGUUGCUUGGUAUCCCUCUUUCAACCUUUUACCUCUCUCUCUUCUAUCUCUCCCCUCCCUCCGUAGGGCCAACCUGAGUGACUCGUACUUCACCAACAGACAGGACCGCUACGUGCUCCUGGAGAACUGUUGGGAGGUGGCCGACUUCUUCUCUGAUCUGGUGGGCGCCGUGGGAGACGUGUCGUUACAGCUACAGCCUGACAACUCUGUUAGCAUGAUGGAAAACAUGGUGCACCCCUACAGAGGUAGAAAACACGCGGAAAACACACCAAUACAUACAGUGCAUUCUGAAAGUAUUCAGACCCCUUCACUUUUUCCACGUUUUGUUACGUUACAGUUGUCAUGACAUGACUUUCAUUACUCUGAUGACUGUUAUUUAUCGAAUCAACUAACUAUGUUUAAUUGUUACCCGAUUUUAAAUGAAUCAUGUAACAAUUAACUCAUUAGGAUUUGGGGCACCACGGAAUAAGUUGUUUAAAGAGUUACCAUCUCCCGAAUUAAACUCUAAAGGCUCUAAAUCAUAACCUCUUAUGUCAUGUGAAUUUCUAUCUCUAAUUCAACCUAAGCUUGAAUCAUUACCAGAGGUUGUAAGGCUCUGGUUUUAAUCAUCAAUGAUUCAAGGUCCACAACUCACAAGUCUUAUCUGUAUUUUUAUUCAUGGAGAGAGCUCUGGGGCCAAAGACCCAAACAUACGAUUUUAUACCUCCUGGACUUGACUCCUCCCACCUUUGUACCGCCCCCUCUGUUAGUGGGUUGACACUACAUGAUAAUUCUAACAUUUAUACUGUAUUUGGGGUAAAAUCCUUUAGUCAUUAUUCUUAAAAUCCAAAUUAAUCUAACAUCUUAUCAUAUCAUCAUUCUGAACAGUCAUAACCACCUUGGAUCUGCAAAAACCCCAGCCUUACUCAUUAUUCAGUACUACACCAAUUUGUUUAAUUAUUGAUUUACUAGCUAGCUAAAUAAUAACACGGAAUAAACAUACACACUUCAUACAUGAGAAAAAGUCCCUAGCGGACUAACAACAACAUGACUGCUUGUUUACCAAAAGAGGGAGGGGUAGAGAGAGAGAAAGAGACACUUACCGUUGAUACAUUUGGAAACUACCUUCACAGUAAUCAUAAUACUUUGCACAUGAACCACUACCGCCCAUUUGGAGUAAGAAAUCAUGAAUGUAUUUACGUGUUAAUGCCUUCGUUCGCCAUUUAUCUCUGUCGACACCAAGCCUUCUUGGAAAGGGUUUGGCUGUGUCUCCUCGCGUGUAAGGCUAUGAUUGUCCACAAUUUUUGCUAAUUUAUUACAAAUAAAAAACAGAUAUCACAUUUACAUAAGGAUUCAGACCCUUUACUCAGUACUUUGUUGAAACACCUUUGGCAGCGAUUACAGCCUCGAGUCUUCUUGGGUAUGACGCUACAAGCUUGGCACACCUGUAUUUGGGGAGUUUCUCCCAUUCUUCUCUGCAGAUCCUCUUAAGUUCUGUCAGGUUGUAUGGGGAGCGUCACUGCACAGCUGUUUUCAGGUCUCUCCAGAGGUGUUAGAUCGGGUUCAAGUCCGGGCUCAGAGACUUGUCCCGAAGCCACUCCUGCGUUGUCUUGGCUGUGUGCUUAAGGUCGUUGUCCUGUUGGAAGGUGAACCUUCGCCCAGGUCUGAGGUCCUGAGCGCUCUGGAGCAGGUUUUCAUCAAGGAUCUCUCUGUACUUUGCUCCGCUCAUCUUUCCCUCGAUCCUGACUAGUCUCCCAGUCCCUGCCGCUGGAAAACAUCCCCACAGCAUGAUGCUGCCAACACUAUGCUUCACCAUAGGGAUGGUAUUGGCAAGGUGAUGAGCGGUGCCUGGUUUCCUCCACACGUGACGCUUGGCAUUCAGGCCAAAGAGUUCAAUCUUGGUUUCAUCAGACCAGAGAAUCUUGUUUCUCAUGGUUUGAGAGUCCAUUAGGUGCCUUUUGGCAAACUCCAAGCGGGCUGUCAUGUGCCUUUUACUGAGGAGUGGCUUCCGUCUGGCCACUCUACCAUAAAGGCCUGAUUGGUGGAGUUCUGCUGAGAUGGUUGUCCUUCUGGAAGGUUCUCCCAUCUCCACAAAAUAACUCUGGCGCUCUGUCAGAGUGACCAUCGGGUUCUUGGUCACCUCCCUGACCAAGGCAAGGCUCUUCUCCCUCGAUUGCUCAGUUUGGCCAGGCGGCCAGCUCUAGGAAGAGUCUUGGUGGUUCUAAACUUCUUCCAUUUAAAAAUGGAGGCCACUGUGUUCUUGGGGACCUUCAAUGCUGAAGACAUUUUUUGGUACCCUUCCCCAGAUCUGUGCCUCGACACAAUCCUGUCUCAGAGCUCUACGGACAAUUCCUUUGACCUCAUGGGUUGGUUUUUGCUUUGACAUGCACUGUCAACUGUGGGACCUUAUAUAGACAGAUGUGUGCCUUUCCAAAUCAUGUCCAAUCAAUUGAAUUUACCACAGGUGGACACCAAUCAAGUUGUAGAAACAUCUCAAGGAUGAUCAAUGGAAACAGGAUGCACCUGAGCUAAGGUAUUUCUGUUUUUUAUUUUUAGUACAUUUGCAAAAAUGUCUAAUAACCUGUUUUCGCUUUGUCAUUAUGGGGUAUUGUGUGUAGAUUGCUGAGAAUUGAUUUUUAUUUAAUCCAUUUUAGAAUAAGGCUGUAAUGUAACAAAAUGUGGAAAAAGUGAAGGGGUCUGAAUAUUUUCAGAAUGUACUGUACAUAACACAGAGGUAACACAGUCCCUAGGUGCUUAACUCCUUGCUCAGCUUGGCUUGCAAGUUCUCAUAAUGUAGUGUAAUGCGUUGUUCUUGGAAAGGUCCAUGGAAUCAGAUUAGUUGAAAAUGUAGCUUGUUCCAGCUCAGACACACAGUGAAAUCAGAGAUCUGGCAUGUGUGUGAAUGAAAGAGAGAGAGAGUCGGGAGAGACGGAGAGGUAGACGGACAGAGAAAAAUAGUGUGAGAGAGUGUGUAACCAGAGAACGUUCAGUCAGGAUGUUGGGUCGGGUGCUAAAUGACAUAAUGUCUGCAGAACCGGACCACAGUAGUCACGGAAACUAGAAAUAGAGCAGUGAUGUCACGGAGUUGCUGGUAAACAACAGAGUGGGAACACGCACACACUAAUCAUUAGUGAAUGAAGGUCCCCUGCUGAAAGAGAGCGCAAACAUUACAGUAAAAUAACGUCUUUAGAAUGAACUCAUGCUGAGCUUGCAGGUAUCCAUCUCUCACUCCUCUUUUCCUCUCUCUCUCUCUCUCUCUCUCUCUCUUUCUCUCUCUCUCUCCUCCCUCUCUUUCUCUCUCUCUCUCUCCUCCCUCUCUUUCUCUCUCUCUCUCUCCUCCCUCUCUUUCUCUCUCUCUCUCUCCUCCCUCUCUCUGAGUCACGUCGGUGUGUGGCGCCAGCCGCCAGGCGUAGUCCAGAUAUUGACCCAUAGCCGUAAUGCCCAGAACUAAAUGACCUAUGCCCAGAACUAAAUGACCUGCUGUACUUUACACACUCACCUGCUCUACUGUACACAUACUGUGUGUGUGUGUGUGAGAGGGAGAGAGAGAGUUUGUGUAUGGUUAAAGCUAGAAUCGUUAAUUGCAAAAAUAACAAAGCGAGCACCCCGCCUCUGUUUCAUUAAAAAGCUGAGGGAUGGGCUUGGAGAAAUGUAACCACUCAAAUUCACAGACAGAGCUAUGGAUGCAAGGACUGACCAUCCAUGAUAUCAAAAUGUAUAGUUUUAACCGUGUUUGAGGCUAUACAUUGUUUGUUUACAUUGUUUACAAACAUGGGAGUAAAAUAAGCUUAUAUUUAGGGUUCUGAUGGGGUAUGGCAGUUGAACUAAGCUCAUGAGGCAUUUAUAAGUUAUAUUCUUCAAGAAUUCUAGAAAUGGAUGUAGCAACUAAGGAUUCUAGCUUUAACCAGGUCGGUCUGUUUUCUCUCUUACAUCCCUACAUUCUUUUGUCACUAGGUAACAGGGAUGAUUUCUCGGCGUCGGCCCGGCAACACAUCAUGAAGGUGGUGAGCACGGCUCGUAUGCGCCAAGACAUCGCCAAAUCAGAACAUUUGAAGCGGGAGAGCAAGGGCGAAGAAGGGGGAGGGGAGGAGGGAGGGAAGGAGGACACUUGGGUUUUUCCUCUGGUUCAGAUGAAACCUCUGGGAAUACAGGUGGAUGAGCAGAUCACACAGGUGGGUACACACACACCAGGACACCACUACACGUGAUGCUAUCUUGUAAACUUUUAUUUGAUAUUUUUGUGUGUUACUUAAAAAUGUGGUGUUUUAGUGAGAGGGCACUACAUCUGAACAUCUUAUUUCCUUGCAGCGUUUGCUGACAGAUGCGGGUCCCGGUGCGACUGUGUUUCUGACGUCGGGUUAUUUCAACCUGACAAGGGCCUACAUGUCGCUGGUUCUGGGGGUGGGCGCCGACUACCGGAUUCUCACCGCCUCCCCGGAGGUCAAUGGGUUUUUCGGCGCCAAGGGUAUUGCCGGGGAGAUCCCAGCGGCCUACAUCCACAUUGCCAGACAGUUCUACAGCAAUGUGUGUCAGCUGGGACAGCAGGAGAGAGUUCACCUCCACGAGUACCACAGAGCACACUGGACCUUCCACGCCAAGGGUGGGACACACACACACACACACACACACACACACACACACACACACACACACACACACACACACACACAGAGUACACAAAGUACACACAGAGUGAACACACACACACAAUAUAAUCCUUGGCCUGAGAGAUUGAUUCUGAAUGGUUCUACUCCAUUGUGAUUAGUUCUGUUUGGCUGUGAGUUCUGACUGGUAGUGAAGUGACGUUCCACGGUCAGACAGUGAGCUGCUGGGAAGCAUAGUGUGCAUCCUAAACGGCACCCUAUUACCUAUAUCGUGCACUACAUUUUUAACAGAGCCCUAUGGGCCCAGGUCAAAAGUAGUACACUAUGUAGGGAUAGGGGAAUAGGGUGCCAUUUGGAACUCACACAUAGUGUCAAUUCCACCCUGACAGACAGUGGUACUGUUCUGUGGCUCUGCUGUUCUGUCCCUGUGGUAACCCAGACAUGUUGCAUGAGAGACAACGUCUUGUCAAGUCAUUCACUCUUAGCCCCGAGCCAAGGAAACACACACACACACACACACACACACACACACACACACACACACAGUCACUCCUGGGUUUGGAUAGACUUUGGGGGUUUCUGUGUGUGUGCUUCAGUGUUUCCUUUAUAGUUGUGGGCAUGGCCAACGAGAACCAGAAUCCCCAUUGAAACAUGAAACAAUGCUCUAAGGAAUUAUAUCUGAACUAUUGCCAACCUGCACUUUCCUUUUGCUGAUGCAUCAUUUAUAGAAUCAAAUGGCAAUGUGUCCGAAAGAAUAUUCUAAAGAACUGAAAUGUUAGUGAUGCAUUAGUAGCUAGGUAAAUUCUUGUUUUUUCUUCAAAAGACAGAUUGAGCCACUGAGAGAGAGAGAGAAGCAGAGAGAGGGAAAUGAACACACACAGUGAAGCAGCGUCAGUGGAAUGUAAUUUCACACGAUCGUAGAGGAGUCCCAUUUAUUAGAUAAAGCAGGGCGGGCCGGCCGUUUCCCGUAAGCACAGCACACACUGCAGGAGAGAGAACAGUAGGGGAGAAAUUACACACACACACAGCACCCAGCUGGGAGAGAAUCAAUGACCAUUAGAGUAGAGUUGACCCUGACCCCCAGCUGCAGAACAAAUCACUGAUGUUGGGAAACUGCUCUCCCUUUUUCUCUCUCUCCUCCCUCUUUCCUUCCUCCACCAAUCCCCCUCUCCCCACCUUUUCCCUCAUCCCUCUCUCUCUCUCUCUCUCUCUCUCUGCAGGGCUGUGGUACUACCUGCGGGGGCAGGUGCGGCCGUGCCUGACUCUGAUUGGCUCUCCUAACUUUGGCUACCGCUCGGUGCACCGAGACCUGGAGGCCCAGAUCGCCAUAGUAACAGAGAACCAGGAAUUACAGGCCCACUUGCAGGAAGUAGGUCAUUCAAACCAACACAACUUUAUUUAAACAGACUUGAUGGCUACUAUGGCUCUGCUUUAUACAGCUCUCAACCAAAAGGCCUGUCUACAAAAUUCAACUAAUCUGAUAGUUCCUGCGAUCAUGAGCUAUGUGAAGCUGGAAGUAAUAUGCAAAGCAGACAGAGCGAGCAAGCAGGGAAACCUGGGAAAUGUGUACUCACAUUCACUCACUCUCUCUCUCACACAUACACUCACUCACACACUUUUACUCUCACCUACACUCUCUCACACACUCACUCUGUCACUCUCACACUCACUCUUUCACUCUCACACACACACUCACUCUCACACACUCUCACUCACGCACUCUCACACACACACACACUCACUCUCUCACACACAAACUCACUCUCACUCACUCUCUCUCUCACACACACACACACACACACAUACUCUCACACACACACACACUCACUCUCUCAUACACUCUCUCUCACACACACAAACUCAUUCACUCUCUCUCACUCACACAAUUACACCCUCUUUCUCUCGCUCUCUCUGUAACAGGAGCAGGAGAUGUUGUACCAGAGGUCUACAGAGGUGUCCAGCUCUACGUUCCAGCAGCCAGAUCGCCAUGUCAAGCUGUGGGUGAAACUGGUCACUCCCCUCAUCAAGAACUUCUUCUGAGAGAAACAGCCAAACAAAGGUAACACGCACACACACGCCACUCCCUCUGAACGAUUGUCUCCUAGUCUCACACAGAAGUAGAUGCUUUUUAUAGAACGGCAGAACGUGGUUUCUCCAAAAUGUCCCUAGCCACUGCUAUGUGUACCAGCCCUCAACCCAAAUCCCAAACCCAACCUAGCCCGCAUCAACCUCAGAAGCUGAACCCAGCUCCCCCUGCUUGAAUCCUACUCCUACUCCCCCUCCCCCUCCCACACCUUUAUCCACUUUAUUCCCCCCUCCUCCUCAAUGUCCCGGUUCUCUGAGAGAAACUGUCUGACCCAUCUGGCCUUUGACCCCUCAGCUGAGUGCGUCAACAUUCUGCAGUCAGCAUCUGGACCCAUUCAGCUGUGUGUGUGUGAGAGAGAGGAAUGUGACGGCCUGUUCCCCUCUCCUCCCUCUAGUUAAAUCCCUCUCAUCAUGUCAUUGUGGUGAUGAUUUGACAGAUAGUUAAGAGUAGGCAGUGGGGUCAGAGGCGGCUUAGACGGGGGAGGGUGGCUUAUUGUGUGUGUUCUAACAGGGAUGUAGACUUGCCUAACAGGACGUUUUUUUAUUUUUUUAUGUUGACUGUUAAUGGGAGUUGUCUCGUCACCACAAUAUGUCACUCAGUGAGACAAAUUGCCAUUUAAGUGUCAGUGUGAUGGAUGGGGCCACGCAUUCCUCCUCGUACUCUUAAAACUGGCACCACAAGCAUCCAAAUACAUGAACAAAGAUGCUACCUAUAGUUUGUUUUUGUUACUGUGUAGUUGUGUACCAUCAGUUCUGGUAAAUGAAUUAAUUUCGAAAUGGAAAUUAAAACACACACUUACAGUGCGCACACACACACUCUCACUGAGCAUGUGAGGUGGGAUCACAAAAGGUAAUUGACCGUUGAAUGACCUGGUCCGGGAAACAGGGUUAUCUAUAGAUGGACAUCCGUCCUCCCUCCCGCCUCUCAGAAACAGCCAUGGUAUCCACUGGUGUAACGCAGAUUCUCUGGACCCCCCCACAAGGUCACUGUCCAUGGUGAUGAAAUUGCGACAUGUCUAUGCGGCUGAAUGCCUAUCGAGUCAAUUCUAGGUUUUCUGGGGUGCCAGGGUGGCAAUAAUGUCAUUACUUAUUCAGUAAUUAAAGUUGGAAAUUCAAACAUUGCAGAUUGUACAAUUAUAAAUGUUCGAUGCAACAGCAUACCAUUCAGCUACCAAUAGAUUUUUGUCCUGUAUAGGCUAUCUGAAUCUGCAUGACAUGAACCAUCCUCACGCUCUCUCCCAGCAUGGAUAGAAAGUUGUAUGUAAAACCAGUCUAUUAAUGCCAAAUAAUAGUCAGUCCACCUUCAAACAAUAGCUUACUAAGGAUUGGACUAUUUGCACUGAUUGGUGGAGUGGUGCAGAGAGAGUUGUCCUUCUGGAAGGUUCUCCCAUCUCCACAGAGGAACUCUAGAGCUCUGUCAGAGUGACCAUUGGGUUCUUGGUCACCUCCUUGACCAAGCCCCUUCUCCCCCGAUUGCUCAGUUUGGCUGAGCGGCCAGCUCUAGGAAAAGUCUGGUUCCAAACUUCUUCCAUUUAAGAAUGAUGGAGGCCACUGUGUUCUUGGGGACCUUCAAUGCUGCAGAAAUGUUUUGGUACCCUUCCCCAGAUCUGUGCCUCGACACAAUCCUGUCUUGGAGCUCUACGUUCAAUUCCUUUGACCUCAUUGGUUGGUUUUUGCUCUGACAUGCACUGUCAACAGUGGGACCUAAUAUAGACAGGUGUGUGCCUUUCCAAAUCAUGUCCAAUCAAUUGAAUUUACCACAGGCGGACUCCAAUCAAGUUGUGUCCUGAAGUCCUCCUUUUCUGUGUGCACAUUUAUUCACCAUGGCCUGUAGGUUCAGGUUGCGGGCAGACUGUUUUCUAUACUGAGUAUUGAUAACCCAGACAGUCUUUCCUGAGACAUUGUGCAUUAUACAGUAUGUCCAUUGCGCCGUAUACGAUUUAAACUUAGUCUUGAAUGAUGCAUGCCAAGAUAUUCCAGAGAUAAGGGACUGUUGAUAUUGUAACCAUACAACUCAAACACCGGUUUGCCAGUAUGAACGAAAUCGCAAACCGCCCUCAAAAACUGUUGUCUGCUAAAGAUCAUGUUUGCAUCUGCCAAUUUAUUGGCUGUCCAGUAUCCAGACGACCUGUCCGCAGAGCUUCCUAUACAGUUAAUCUCUUUCCAUAACGUGUUGAGGCCGGCAAUUAUGGAGAAUGUGAGGCGCAAUUAAAGAUGUUACAGAACUGCUGUAUUUGAAGCACAACUCCCUUCUGUCUAGUUUCCCUGAUGUUGCUAUGGCAAUCAAGCUGUUUUUACCAUCCCUGUAACUGUCUUUUCUGCGGAGAGAUCAUUUUCUAAACUAAAACUCAUAAAGAACUACCUAAGAAACAUUAGGCUCUCUGUAUUUUGAACACCUGAGUGAGCUCCACUCAUUGCACUGGCUGCGGGGGAGUCCGGUACGCCAGCGCUAGUAUCAACACCCUCCCAACUCCAUGUGGUCUCACAGGUACACACCCUCCAGCUGCACAGUUUCACAGAAUAAAUGUGAAACGUGGUUAUAGAAGUCGGUUGAAGUAAGUCCUUAGCUGUUAUCUGGUGAUCUGUCAAAAAAAUUAAAAUAAAGCUUAGUUCUAACAAUAGCUGAGUACACACCCUCCAGCUGCACAGUUUCCCAGAAUAAAAGUGAAAUGUGGUUAUAGAAGUCUGUGGUUGAAGUAAGUACUUAGCUGUUAUCUGGCAAAAAAAGAAAGAUGGAUGUUCUUAUCUACAGAUGGAUGUUCUUAUCUACAGAUGGAUGUUCUUAUCUACAGUAUGCCUAUUGUUACACUGUACUGACAACAGGCUGGAAGCCCUCCAAUACACACCUUACUUUCCCAUUCAAAAGGUUAUCACUGCGGUUUGUCUGCAUGCUUGUAUUGUACUGUUCUUUACCUCUGUGUGUCCUAACCAUGCUUGUACAGGCUGCCCCCUAGUGGGCCUUCCUAGGAACACUGGGACGGUGAGAAAGCUGUACUGUGAUACAGUGGAGUUGUUUCAUUAUGAAAUGGAACACUAGUCACUUUAAUAAUGUUUACAUAUCUUGCACUACUCGUCUCAUAUGUAUAUACUGCAUUCUAUUCUAUAAUAUUAUACUGUAUCUUAGUCCAUGCCGCUCUGUCAUUGCUUGUCCAUAUAUGUAUAUAUUCUUAAAUUCCAUUCCUUACUAGAUUUGUGUGUAUUGGGUAUAUGUUGUGAAAUUGUUAGAUAUUACUUGUUAGAUAUUACUGCACUGUCGGAGCUAGAAGCACAAGCAUUUCGCUACACCCUCAAUAACAUCUGCUAAACACGUGUAUGUGACAAAUACAAUUUUAUUUGGGAUUUGAUUUUGAUGCCAUUUCCAAGCUCAACACAUCUUUCUCCCACCUCACUGAUGGCUGUGUUCAGCAUCACAUUCCUCCAAUAGACAUGGAUGACAGAAAUCUGUCAUUGUCUUUUUAUUAUUUAAAAAGGUAUUUUGGAUGACAUUUCUCAGUGUUAUUGUGUUUCUCUCGCCUCUCUGUUACACGCUGAGCAGGAGGCAGACCGCAGCCAGUACCCACUUGGCAGGCUUCUCCUUGGUCUUGAGGUUGAAGGUCCAGAUGAAGGUGGGACCCCUCAUGCGGGUCUUGUAGACGGGACACUCGUACACGUUCUUGGUCUCCUGCCGGUCCACUGGUACCGCCUUGAUGAAGAUCACCGGCAUGUUGGGGGUCAGCUCCUUCAGACGAGCGUCCGCUAUCACCCCUGUCUGGGUGUCCCAGCGCGCCCCUGCACAUACACAACCAGACACAUACAUACCUACCGUAUUGAACUCUAAACAUAGAAACAUCUGUCAUCACUCCAACCCCCAUCUCCACAUUGAGACUGUAUGGUUGUGUAUAUCUACUGUACAAACGGACCACUUAGUUACCAAUGCCUGAGAAAUAGCACUGUUUUUGUCACGGAAACUAGUAAGGUGUUUUCCAUGAACUACAAACAUUAAUAUGCUGAGUACAUGUUGCCAGCAGGAGGAACGUUAGCCAGGAUGUUGUGUACAUUCCACAACCUCCCCAUUAGUUUUGUAUUGACAGAGUAGAAUCUGGUACAUGAUGAGAGUAAAGUGUGUGUGUGUGAAGGUAAAUAGACAGGCAUGUGAACAGGUGUGGGUCUGAAGGUAAAUAGACAGGCAUGUGAA